Molecule: messenger RNA, 375 nt
Organism: Necator americanus (New World hookworm)
Lineage: Eukaryota; Metazoa; Nematoda; Chromadorea; Rhabditida; Ancylostomatidae
Exons: 5
Coding region: 1-375 (124 amino acids)
Source: RefSeq, a predicted model, not a curated record
AUGCUGGUAUUGACGGUAAUACACCGUUCUGGCUGUGAAUACGAAUGGUUGCGUGAGGGCGCCAGUGGAAAAAAGCCAGCAUUGGACAUCGAUAGACAGUUGGCAUCAGCAACAAAUCGGCUGAUGAAGGAGAAACUACCGUUCAAAAAAGAACAAAAUCCAUACGAUGUUACACAGAUUUACAAAGAUUCAGGGUUCAUCAUACUAGAUAGGGAGAAAGAAGAGGCAGCAAUUCAAUUAAUAGCGAAUUUGGUAGCGUCGAAUCAGCUCCCAGCCAGUGCUUUGAUCCGAGUUCAAGGAGACGCCAAAAAAGCUAAAAAGACAUUCUGGAAAGGGAAACAAAAAAAGAAGAACAAACUGAAGAAAAAAGUAUAG